Messenger RNA from Caenorhabditis elegans, 1017 nucleotides. RefSeq names its product Serpentine receptor class r-10 (gene str-106). Lineage: Eukaryota; Metazoa; Nematoda; Chromadorea; Rhabditida; Rhabditidae. Gene Ontology annotation, cellular component: ciliary membrane. The transcript is spliced from 4 exons. Bases 1 to 1017 code for a protein of 338 amino acids. The record is from RefSeq and is marked reviewed. Gene Ontology annotation, biological process: detection of chemical stimulus involved in sensory perception of smell.
AUGUGCUCCGCAGCUUGGCUUACAUUUAAUUUUUAUGCUGAAACUGUCGGAUUUAUUCUAUCCGUGAUCCUCAACGUAAUCCUUUUAACCUUGAUUAAAGGAAUGCCAAAUAAAGUUUUCGGAAAUUACAAGUACUUGAUGUUUUCAUUUUCAGCCCUAGGGGUUGUGUAUUCUUGCAUUGAUUUUAUUGUGAAGCCCAACUCUCAUAUAACCGAGCGAUCUUUUGUGAUUUUCAGUGUUUUGAGAGUAACAAAACUGUCAAAGCCUGUGGCCGAGGUUGGCCUGUCUCUAAUGUGUGCAUCCUUUGGAAUUUUAUUGGCUUUACUCACCAUUCACUUUUACUAUCGAUAUAUCUGUGUUGCGUGUCCCAAAAAGUUAUUGAGGUUUUCACUAAGAAACUGUUUUCUUUGGAUUCUCCUUGUCUUAUCAAAUUUUUCUAUCUGGUUUUAUUGCUGCUAUAUUUGGAAUGGUUCAAAUGAUAUAAAAAAUGAAAUAGUUAUCCCCGAAUUUCGAGAAGUCUAUUGUCUUGAGCCAAAUGAUUAUGCGUACACCGGAGCUCAAUAUUUCUAUGGAGACCUGUCAACUGGUACAUUGCACAUGUAUACUCCAUCGUUUGCCGCCGAAGGGACAACUGGCUCAAUAAUAGUACUAUGUCUGAUUCUAUUAACAUAUUUUGGAUAUCAAACCUACAAUCACCUCUACAAACUCGUACAACUUACUAGCCAUACAACUAUGGAACAUCAAAAUCAGCUUUUCCAAACUUUGGUCCUUCAAACUAUAAUACCAGCUAUCUUUAUGUACUUCCCAGCUUCAUGCAUGGUUUUAUUUCCACUUUUUCAACUCAAAAUCGGAGCAAUUGCCAAUUUGGUUAUGACGUCUGUGUCUAUAUAUCCAUGUUUUGAACCACUAGUUGCAAUGUACUGUAUCAAACGUUUUCGAAAACGGAUAAUUGGAGCUGUCUGUUGUGGUAAUCCAGUAAAGAAACAAGUACGGGUGCAGCCAAUGACGUGUUUAUAA